GCCCUCUUGACCGAUUUUCUCGGGGCGCAUUCAGUGCAGAACCCCCAGUCGUUUCCAAUCCUCACCGACUGGCAGCAUGCCUCCCACUCGCCAGCUCAGCGACGAGUCCGCUGGGCACGAGCGCCCUAGAAGGCGCAGCUCCUUCCACGGUGUGGAGGUCCAUGUCGAGGAGAUAAUGCACAGCCGCAUGACCGACGCCCAUCACCUCGAGAUGAAAAUGGAUGCGACGGAUUUCGGCAACGCUGCUGGCAUCGACUUCGCCCCGACGAAGUCGCCGCACAUCGUCAAGCAUUCCAGGAGGCCUUCUAACGGCCCGCAACUCGACGGAGUGCAGGACGAGGCGCUGAGGGGCCCCGCGUUGCUGUAUAAGGACCUCAAGGAGGUGGUCGUCCUUUCAGAGGGCGUCAUGCAGCUCGAGUUUUGGCCCCACGUGUGGGAGCAUGUGACUUUGAAGCUGAAGUGUGGGACUUCGGUUGAUCGCGAUGAACUUCUAGUGAGGAUUAGGGAGCACUCCCUCGGGAAGCCUUGGGAGCACGAGUACGACUCUUCGGUCUGCUUCGCGUUUAUCCGGCUCCAGCGCACUUUCACAGGCGAGACGAGCACCGUGGAUAAGUUCUUGGCAAUCCCUGAGUUCAUUGUGAACGUGUGCCUGAUGAGCACGCUGUCUGUGGUCGACGUAAAGGACAUCCGGAAGGAGGACCGAUGGCCGUUGUGUUUCGUGGGCUCCAUGAUUUGGUUGGCCUUCCAGUCGUGGGUCUUGCUUGAGGCCUGCGACGCCAUCCACUACCAUAUACCAGCCAUUCCCACUAGUUACCUGGGUAUCACAGUCUGCGCUGUGGGGACAUCGUUCCCAAACGCGGUCGCUUCCGUCAUAUUGGCGCAGCAGGGGAAGCCCGACGCGGCAGUCGCCAAUGCAGUGGGCUCUUGCGUCCAGAACAUCUUCGUCGCGAUGGCGCUGCCUUGGGCGUUCUUCUCGGCGCAGAGUAUGAACUUCGGGGCAUUGGCGCUGGACGUGUCGGGUAUCAACGAGGGCAUCGUCUGGAUGAUGGGCACCCUGGCGCUGGUACUGCUGCUCGCGCUGUGGCCCCCCUCGUUCACGCUGCAAAAGAGCCAUGGUGUCAUCCUCAUCCUGGUCUACGUGGCCUACCUUGUGGACGUUACUUUGGAUCAGUUCGUGAUCUCCGUCUGUCCCACUCUGGUGUCAGGAUUCCUCUGCUGACCUUGCUCGUCCACCACGCAAGUUGAGCUGACAGGCGCUGGUCGUUUGCUUACCCAAACCAGUCUGUAUGUGAUCGGCUUCUGCCCCACUCGGUGACUGGAUUCCUUUGCCGACCUUGCUUGCUCGCCAUGUAGGUUUACUUAACUGGCGCCUGAAUGCGUUGACCGUCACACCAAUGCUUUUUACCCCGUAUUCUUCACAACAAGUGAAUGGGGCAACACGAGGAUUUCUGCAGCGGCAUCGUUGGGGAAAUCCAACGGUACAUGCGACGUUGCUUCGAGAUGGCCAGGCUUGCACCGUCAUUGCUGCAUUUGUAGGCAUUUAGAUUGGAGUCACAGUACUUCUGCCCCUCACGCGCGCUCGGCCGCGCGCAGGGCCGCACUCCCCCAGCCAGCGCAAACAACGCAUUCGGAUGACUCGCUGGAAAGGGGGAAUGUGGAAUGGUGAAUCAGACGUAGUUUCCAUCAAGAGAAACGAAGGCAAAUGGACAUGUGAAUUUGCACCUCCGCCAACAGAAGAGGGAGCGCGCAAAUCCCGCGCGUUCGCCACUAGGGAGGAGGCGGAGAAAUGCCAAAUCGCCUACAG
Messenger RNA from Prorocentrum cordatum, 1804 nucleotides. The record is from the annotation of a GenBank genome assembly. NCBI's taxonomy places the organism in Eukaryota, Dinophyceae, Prorocentrales, Prorocentraceae.